Paramecium sonneborni is the source of this 1331-nucleotide messenger RNA. The record is from the annotation of a GenBank genome assembly. NCBI's taxonomy places the organism in Eukaryota, Ciliophora, Oligohymenophorea, Peniculida, Parameciidae.
GCAAACUUUGAAUUAAAAUAUGAAUAUGGAUGAUGCAUAACACAUCCCAAUCACUAUCAAUUAAAAUGAAAAAAAACCUGGGAAUUGUUGCAAUCAUAAUCAUUAACAUAAUCAUUAACAUCAUCAUCAUAAUCAUAAUCAUAACCAUCAUCAUUCUUUUAAUCCUUUUGCAAAUGUUCCUAAGGAAAUGAAAGUUUUUAUUUGGCAUGCCAUUCUUAAUGGAGACUAUGCAAUGUCAAUUUUUAUGUAAUUACCUAUGAUGGCUUAAGGUUAUUAUUUUUAUAUGAUGAUAAAGUAAUAAAAUGAUUCUAUAUUUUAGUUAAGCUUUAUUGACACCCGUUUAUAGAUUGAACGGAUUCCUUAAUUCAUUUUUCUCAGACAACAUAUUAAGAAAACUAUUUGGAGGGCUUGCUAUAUAUUAUUUUAUUGUUCAUGGUCUUUUACUUUAUUUAAAUUAUGAGACCUAUCCUGAAUUGGUAUCAAUAUACAUCUAAUUUUUUAGAAUUACAUUUUGUAUAUCAUUUAUGGAAUAUUUACAACUUACUUUAUUGUUUUAUUGUGUCCAGCAGGACAAUUUAAAUAAGCUGAUUUUAAAGAACUACAAGCUGCUAAACCAGAAUUGUUCACUCUCUCUAAAAUGAAUAGAAAUAUUUGUGUAUUGUGUUCAAUCCCUAAAGUUUUUAGAUCACAACAUUGUCUAUAUUGUCAAAAGUAUCUAAAUAUAUUAAGAUAGAUGUAUUAAAAAAUGGGAAUUUCAUUCUAUGUAAUUCAAUACAUGUAUUGGACUGUACAAUUAUCUUUUCCUUGUUCUUUAUUUGUUUUUUUGGACUUUAUAUUGUUUUGCGAUACUUAGAUAAUUUACAUUAGAAGAAAGAAAACAAUAGAAAUCAUUUUUUGAUUUGGUUGUAAUAAUAAUCAAUAUCUAAUAAAUCUAUUAUUUUGGUCAAUAGUACUUAUUGUGUUUAUUGAGAGUAUUUUUAUUAGUAAUCAUCUUAGAUUUCUUAUAACAUCACCCCAUCAGAAUUAGGAUAAUGGAGAAGAUAUGCAUAUUUGUGGGCAAAUGAAAGAGGGAUGUUUGCAAAUCCUUUUGAUAAAGGAAUUAUAAAUAACUGGAUCUCAUUCUUUAAACCAUUUUUUACAAGCAAAGGACAAGAAAAUUGGGCAAAUAAUAAGUACUUAAAUGUAACUGAUAUUCCUAAUCAUCCUCUUGGGGCCAAAGCUUAACAAAUUAUAGAUUAAUAAAUUCAAUAGUUAAGGAAGAUGGAAAAAGACUUAUUGAAAAAAUAAGUAGCUGAUGAUGAAUCAGAAGGCCUUUUGAAUUAGUGAGGGAG